Messenger RNA from Melanotaenia boesemani (Boeseman's rainbowfish), 2230 nucleotides. It is a transcript of the gene tal2, whose product is annotated as T-cell acute lymphocytic leukemia 2. The coding region runs from base 93 to 431 and encodes 112 amino acids. Gene Ontology annotation, molecular function: RNA polymerase II cis-regulatory region sequence-specific DNA binding; DNA-binding transcription factor activity, RNA polymerase II-specific; protein dimerization activity. Gene Ontology annotation, biological process: regulation of transcription by RNA polymerase II. The record is from RefSeq and is a predicted model, not a curated record. The transcript has 2 exons. NCBI's taxonomy places the organism in Eukaryota, Metazoa, Chordata, Actinopteri, Atheriniformes, Melanotaeniidae.
GUGGACGAUCGCGCAAGACUCCCGGACACUGAUGACCUGUGGAUAACAGCUCUGCCUCAGAUUUCUGCACAUUUCUACAUACAUACAGCAUCAUGACCAGGAAGGUGUUUACCAACACAAGGGAACGCUGGCGCCAGCACAACGUCAACACUGCCUUCGCAGAACUCCGCAAACUCAUCCCCACCCAUCCUCCAGAAAAGAAGCUGAGCAAGAAUGAGAUCCUGCGUCUGGCCAUGCGCUACAUCAACUUCCUGGUGCAGCUGCUGGAGAGCCAGAGCGGCCAGCCGGCCAGCCACUCCCCCACUGCCCUGCUCACCUUCCUCAGAGGAAACAUGGAGCAGCUGCAUUCCCCAUCACACCCCUGGACCAUGACGAGUGACACAGAAGCUCCGUCACCUGGAUCCAGCUGUGACAGCUCAGAGGCCUGGUAGAAGCACAGUCUUCAAUUUAAAAAGACUUGCAGACCCUUUUCUUGGGUCUAAGAAGUUAUCUGUUGCAUUGUGACUCAUGUUUCAGUGCACAACAUUGUGUUUUUUUUUUUUUUUUUUUUUUUUUUGGACCCCAAACAUGGCUGAUAAAGAGGGCACCACCUGUGCACUGAUGAGUGUUGAAAAUGGUUUUGCAGUUAAAAACUACUUUGUGUUUUGCAUGGAACUGUAAAACCUGGAUGUACCUUUUCCUCUUCAUUUCUUCAUGUUAAUAUUCCCUGUUGCUGGCCCGCCCGGAACCAAUUUAGUUUUGCGAUGAGAGUGUGUUUUGCCAGUGAGGAAAGUGGAAGGGAUUAAGGAAUUUCUCAUUUCAAGUAAUAGAUUGAGGAAGGCAUUUGAAAAGAUAAUGGCUCAGCCAAUUCUUUUGACUGUAAUCGUCUCAAAAUAGCCAAGGGCACUUUUUUUUCCUUUCAAUUGACAUGCUGCUUUUUUCCCCCUCAAGAAGACUAAUCUGACCUUUCUUUUUUCCUACUGUCAAGGUUAUGUGACUUCAGAAGAAUCAGUUUAAAUCUUUCUUCCAGCUCUUACACAACUAAGUUGAACAGCUAAAUACUUUUGGAUUUGGCUAAAACAUUUGGCAAAACUGACAAUCUUCUCUCAAUAACUCUUCACAAAGAUCUUUUGUGUUCAAGGUGUUCAUUUGAUUUUAUGUAAAAUACGCAUGUCAUAUAGCCAAAGAUUAACUGAUUGUCUUUUGUGAUAAGUGUGCUAAUUAUCUUCUUAUACCUCUUUUGUAAGUUAUUUUGGUCUGGAUGUGAAUACAUAUGUUAUUUAUUUUAUCUAUUUAUUCAAUAAAUGAUUUGACAAUUGAUCACUAAUUUGAAUUUUAUUAUUUGUACUGAAUCCUUUAGUCCAAAAAAAUAGCGGAAAAUAUUUAACAAAUAUCAGAAUACAAAUCACAGUGAAACAUUUUUAAGUGCUUUUGACAGAGACGUUUUGAAUGAAUAGUGCAUUCUGACAUGAAAAUAACAACAUGCCAGUGGUGAAAUUGUUCAGUGUUUUGUCAAUAGAUAUUAGCAGAUAGGAAAUAGAAAACUACACAAAGUGAAAAAUACCGUGAAUACUGCUUGAAUAGCUCCAGGAACAAUGAAGAAAACAAAAAUUCCUGAAACAGUUUGACAUAUGUUAUAAUUGCCUGGUAGCACUACUUACAAAAAUAACUAUAUACUCAAUGCCAAGGCAAUAAGUAUGCUCACAAACUCAAAGCUUAAAAAAAAGAAAAAUAUGUCAGAGAAAAUAUUAGAUAUUCCUUCUGUUCUGUUGCACUGAUGAGCAACAGAAAGUACCGUGAUCACAGUUUCGCUCCAGAAGGAGCAGCGCUUAUUCCUCUAAGGAGCUGAGAAACUCUAGAGCAACUUUUAAAUUUAUGUGAUCCAGGGCUUCAAAAGUACCAGAAAAUAACAUAUGCACAAAGCCACAGCUACCCAAACCACAGAGGAAAGAGCCACAGGUCUGACUGAGGUUGUCCUACGCAGAAGAAACAGACAUGAAUGUUAAUCUGUGAAUUUUUAACCACGUGUGACAAACAUAUUAGGAUCAAGAAAUUGCUGUAGACAAACAGACCUAUGACUAGAAAAGCUGUAGGAAAUGCUUCUGCAAAUGUAAAUGUGUACUCUGAUUGUUCCAUUCACUGUUUUAUUAUUGUCUUGUGACUUUAAAUGCCAUAAUUUACAGUAAACGUUGUGUAUUAUGACAAUAUGUUAAAACAAUUCUGAUAGGAAAUAAAUCCAUUUUUAAAAUCC